CUUCAGCAAUUCUAAACACAAACAAACCAUUUUAAAAGUCGUUUUGUCCCUUCUAACAUCAGAUCAGCAUAGCAAUGCCCACUCCUCUGUUAGUCCAGAUCACAAGGAGUGUUUCUCUAUCUCCUUCAUUCCGCACCUUCAUUUCUCGCAUUGGCAGCUCAAUCCACCGUGCAUGCUCUCGACAUCGACCGUGGCUGGAACUCUUUGAAUUCGCAGCGUAUUCUCGGCCUCAAUCACUGUCCAAUUCCACAACAAGGAUCCGUAAAAAUGUUUCCUAUUUCUGGACUAACUACCUUACAUUGAUCGGUGGUGUGCUUGCUUUCUCUCUUUUAUCUCAUCCACUGUCCCUCCUCUCUCUCCUUCUACUCCUUGCUGCUUGGAUCUUUCUUUACUUCUUUAAACCAUCUGAGCAGCCAUUGAUCCUCCUCGGCCAUACACUAUCGAACAAUGAAAUUCUGGCUAUCUUGGUAGGCGCUACACUCACAGUGAUGUUCUUUACGAGUGUUGCGUCUCUGAUCAUUUCUGCAACUCUAAUUGGUGUAGCCAUUGUGUGUCUCCAUGGUGCCUUCAGAGAUCCGGCAGAGCUUUUCCUCGAUGAACAAGAUCGGGUUUCUUCAUCUAGUUUAUUUUCUAUUGCAAAUGGUGCUUCAAUGACCUCGAUUCCUGCUUCUGUCCGUGAAGUUGUUUCCAUAGUCUGACCUUAAACUUCAAAUCUCAAUGGUGCACAAUAAUGUCAAUUGUAUUAGACUUAGGGCAUGAUAUACUGUCUACUCCUUGGAUCAGUAGUCCAUUUAGUACUUCUCUUUUAAAGCUAUCUAUAAAAAAACUUACAUUUUUUCCCAAAACAGCAAGG
This is a messenger RNA of Amaranthus tricolor (Joseph's coat), 853 nucleotides long. Its product is annotated as PRA1 family protein B3-like. Gene Ontology annotation, cellular component: Golgi apparatus; endoplasmic reticulum. The record is from RefSeq and is a predicted model, not a curated record. NCBI's taxonomy places the organism in Eukaryota, Viridiplantae, Streptophyta, Magnoliopsida, Caryophyllales, Amaranthaceae. The coding region runs from base 75 to 698 and encodes 207 amino acids. The transcript has a single exon. Gene Ontology annotation, biological process: vesicle-mediated transport.